Myxocyprinus asiaticus (Chinese sucker) is the source of this 589-nucleotide messenger RNA. RefSeq names its product achaete-scute homolog 5. The transcript has 2 exons. Gene Ontology annotation, molecular function: DNA-binding transcription factor activity, RNA polymerase II-specific; protein dimerization activity; RNA polymerase II transcription regulatory region sequence-specific DNA binding. The record is from RefSeq and is a predicted model, not a curated record. The coding region runs from base 23 to 454 and encodes 143 amino acids. Gene Ontology annotation, biological process: regulation of transcription by RNA polymerase II; developmental process. Lineage: Eukaryota; Metazoa; Chordata; Actinopteri; Cypriniformes; Catostomidae.
GCAAAGGUGCUCUACAAAAGAAAUGGAUUUAGAUCAUGGUGUUGUGGAGCCACUGUCGUAUGCUAAACCUUUGGUUUUUGGCUUGUCUUUGGACCACCAGUAUUCCCCAUUUAGAGAUGCACUGCAAAAUCCACAGAAUUACCAGGAGCCAGUCUGCAGUCAACCGUACAUUGGAUGCUUUUCAUACCUGGGUUAUCACAGGCACUUCAGUGUGCACGAGAAUUCCUUUGAACCUGCAUUCAUCCACAAACGCAACGAACGAGAGAGACAGAGAGUUCGAUGUGUCAAUGAGGGAUACGCCAGACUCCGUGAACAUUUGCCACAAGAAUUUGAGGAUAAACGGCUCAGCAAGGUAGAGACUCUGCGAGCGGCCAUAAGCUACAUUAAACACCUGCAGAGCCAUCUGGAGGUCAGUCAACCUAAAGGAAUUGACAACAUUGAUCUGGACAACUAAGUUUACUUGCCACUGGAUUUUCAUUGCUCUUUAGUAAAUUUACUUGUGACUGUGGCUCAACUUUGUGUUACCAAUGCCACUGUCACUGGUUUGAUUCUCAGGGAAUGUCACUGCAUAAAUGCAUUUUCUGGAAAG